CCCACUACCAUCAAAGCACCCUUCCUUGAGCAGUUCACCGAUGACUGGGACCAGCGAUGGAAGCCUUCCCACGCCAAGAAGGACAUGAAGGACACUGGCAAGGAUGAGGAGGAGUGGGCCUAUGUGGGCGAGUGGGCUGUUGAAGAGCCUACUGUCUUCAAGGGCAUGGAGGGUGACAAGGGCCUUGUCGUCAAGAACCCUGCUGCUCACCACGCCAUCUCUGCCAAGUUCCCCGAGAAGAUUGAUCCCAAGGAUCAGACUCUUGUUGUUCAGUACGAGGUGAAGCUCCAGAAUGGCCUGGAGUGCGGUGGUGCCUACAUGAAGCUCCUGCGCGAGAAUGAGGCUCUCCACCAGGACGAGUUCUCCAACACCACCCCCUAUGUGAUCAUGUUUGGCCCUGACAAGUGUGGUCACAACAACAAGGUCCACUUCAUCUUCAACCACAAGAACCCCAAGACUGGCGAGUACGAGGAGAAGCAUGUCAAGUCUCCCAACGCUGCCCGCAUUGUCAAGACCAGCGAGCUCUACACCCUCAUUGUUCACCCCAACAACACCUUCAUCAUCGAGCUCAACGGUGAGCAGGUCAAGACGGGCAGCCUCCUCGAGGACUUUGUUCCCUCUGUCAACCCCCCUGAGGAGAUUGACGAUGCUGAGGACAAGAAGCCUGAGGACUGGGUCGACGAGGCCCGCAUCGCAGACCCCGAGGCUACCAAGCCCGAGGACUGGGACGAGGAUGCCCCCUUCGAGAUUGUGGACGAGGAGGCUGAGAUGCCCGAGGACUGGCUCGUCGAUGAGCCCCUCACCAUCGCCGACCCCGAGGCCCAGAAGCCCGAGGAUUGGGACGAUGAGGAGGACGGUGACUGGAUCGCCCCCACCGUGGCCAACCCCAAGUGUUCUGAGGUCUCGGGCUGUGGCCCCUGGACCAAGCCCAUGAAGAAGAACCCCGACUACAAGGGCAAGUGGACCGCCCCCUUCAUUGACAACCCCGCCUACAAGGGUGUCUGGGCCCCGCGUAAGAUCAAGAACCCCGACUUCUUCAACGAUACCAAGCCCGCCAACUUCGAGCCCAUCGGAGCUAUUGGCUUCGAGAUCUGGACCAUGCAGAGCGACAUCCUGUUUGACAACAUCUACAUUGGACACUCGGUCGAGGACGCCCACAAGCUCGCCGACGAGACCUUCCACCUGAAGCACCCUGUCGAGCAGCUGGCGGAGCUGGCCACGGUCCCCAAGAAGGACGACAAGCCCAAGUCGCCCAACGACCUCAAGUUCCUGGACGACCCCGUCCUGUUCAUCAAGGAGAAGACGGAUCUCUUCCUGACUAUCGCCCAGAGGGACCCCAUCGAGGCCAUCAAGUUCGUCCCUGAGGUCGCUGGCGGUAUUGGUGCCGUCCUUGUCACGGUCAUUGCCGUCAUUGUUGGUGUUGUCAGCAGCCUGGGUGGCUCUGCCGCUCCUGCUGUCAAGAAGGCGGCCGCUGACGCCAAGGACAAGGCGGCUGAGGUCAAGGACAAGGUCGCCGCCGCGGCUUCCUCUGGUGCUGAGGCCGUCAAGGACACCACCACCAAGCGCACCACCCGAAGUCAGUCGUAG
Messenger RNA from Cryphonectria parasitica EP155, 1587 nucleotides. Its product is annotated as Calreticulin-domain-containing protein. The transcript has 2 exons. Gene Ontology annotation, cellular component: endoplasmic reticulum membrane; endoplasmic reticulum. The annotation marks the transcript as partial. Gene Ontology annotation, biological process: protein folding. Gene Ontology annotation, molecular function: calcium ion binding. Lineage: Eukaryota; Fungi; Ascomycota; Sordariomycetes; Diaporthales; Cryphonectriaceae. The record is from RefSeq and is a predicted model, not a curated record.